This is a messenger RNA of Ictalurus punctatus (channel catfish), 2044 nucleotides long. RefSeq names its product ntl-dependent gene 5 (gene ntd5). NCBI's taxonomy places the organism in Eukaryota, Metazoa, Chordata, Actinopteri, Siluriformes, Ictaluridae. The transcript is spliced from 9 exons. Gene Ontology annotation, molecular function: peptidase inhibitor activity. The record is from RefSeq and is a predicted model, not a curated record. Gene Ontology annotation, cellular component: extracellular region. The coding region runs from base 93 to 1391 and encodes 432 amino acids.
AACACCCCCUCCUACCAUCCCUCCACCUCAUCUUUAUAGCCAACUCUUCUACUUUACUCCGUCAUAAGAUCUCAUGUGAACAGCAGGGAACGAUGGAGAUAUCUCAACUGCUCCUUCUGCUCUGUGUGUGGGCGCUCAGCAGCCUGUCCCUGCAAUCAGCAGAGAUGAUUGAACAUUGCCCAGAUAGGAUUCUGGAUAAUGAGAAGAGACGAACAUGCCCUAAAAAGUGCCAACAAGACAAUGAUUGUGGCAACAAGCGCCAAUGUUUAUGUGAUGGGCCAUGCGGACUCAGCUGCGUGGCUCCAGGUCGGACAUGUCCAUGGCCUCUUCCCAGCAGUGAACACUUCAAUGUGACUCUCCUUUCUCCAUCUCCUUCUUUCUCUGCUCUUCUGGAGGUACGCUGUCAUCCUGGUUACACCAUGACCAAUGGCCUGAAUGCUACUAUCCGCCGGUGCCAAGGUGACCGACAAUGGAGUGGUGAUGAUCCACGGUGUACAGCAAAUCACCCACGCAUGUUAGAGAUUGCCAGAUAUGAGUCAAGUGAAUGUGUGAACAGAUCAUUCCAGAUGGAUCGCUGUGAAGCUGUACACUAUUCAUCUGUCCUCUCUUCCACCUACCCACCCACCCACUCAUUCAUCUAUCUUCCCAUCCGUCAACAUCCAUCCUCCUGCACUCCUUUGUGUCCUCUGGCGUUACAUUCAGCAUCGUUUAAGCAUCGAGGUAGAAAUGCUGAAACAGAGCCUGAAUCUAAACUGGCUUGCCCUUUGCCUGAUCAUGACUUGCUGCUGAUUCAUGGCAGUGCUGCUGUAGGCUCCACCAUACAGUACCAGUGUGCUCCUGGAUCUGUACUGGUUGGAAGCAGUGAAAAUUUUUGUCACAAGGACCAGACGUGGCGUUAUCCACAACCCGUCUGUCAACGUGUGUUUUGUCCGCCACCACAGGAAGUCAAUCACGGUUACUUGGUGGCCGUGCAGAAAUCUGAAUAUAACAUGGGCGACACCAUCUAUUAUCUUUGCAAAAAGAACUUCCUACUGGAUGGGCCUAACCAAGUUACUUGUCAGUUAGAUGGCACAUGGAGUACAGUACCUUCCUGUCGAGCUCGCUGUCCAAUCCCUGCACAGCGCAGCAGAGUGAUAGUGGGUCGGGUUAAGAGCUGGCCCUAUGACUUGACCGACGGGAUGGUCACUCACGGUGAGAAUGUAACGUUCUUUUGCAAGCAUCCACAAAAGUCUUGCAGUUUCACAGCCACAGAGACCUGCUUUGAUGGACUGCUCCCUGCACCCAGCUGCUACCUUGAACCCACCUGGUUUCAGUAUAAACUCUACCCUCACCGACUGGUAUCAGAGAUUAAUCCAUGUGAUCCUGCUGGCCUGGACUCCACCUCUGAGUGAAAUACUCUUACAGGACCCCAUUCUACCUAGAUGCCACUUCACCACACAGGACUCAAACUUCUUGUUAUUCAUUUCAUCAGUUCUAAGAUCUAGAUCAUUUUACACAUUUUUUUAUGCAGAGAAUUUUAAUUAUCCGACGUCCUUUUACUACGCUGUGCUUCAUACAGGAGCAACGGUCAGGAAAGUAAGCAGAAUGCUGUUUAGGGUCCAUUGAAUACAGUUCAUAGUUCACCAAUGGGGAGAUAAACAGAACUUAUGGAAUAAUUCAGAUCAUUUAGAUUAAAUAUGGAAUAUUUUCAGUUGACAGUUAAAAGAAAAAUAAGCAUAUAGAUAUACUUCAUUCAUAAUUUAACUUGAAUUUGAGUUGUUUUUUAUUUUAAUUUUUUCACUUUACUCUAUAUUGCAUUGAUAAAGUUAUCUUAAACAGAAUGGUUGAAAUGUAUGUUGUAUAUUAGCUGCUUUAUUCUUAUUUUAUAAACUUAUUACAAUUGUUAAAAGACAUGUCAAGCAAGUUUCAAACUGACUUUUUCAUAAAGUUUUAUACCUCUGUACAAACACACAGCUUAGCACAACUGUUUAUUUCAUGACCAAAAUCCACUACAAUGACAUGUUGUAACACAACAAAUACUUUUCAAUAAAUUCAUUUACCAAAA